AGCUUGGUGACGAAGACAAUGCCACCACCUCUUCCAACAACACCUGCCACCGCCACUCCCAACACCACUUGCCACCACUAUCUUCUACACAAGGACAUACAGAUCCAAACAACACAUCACAAAACUGAUUCAUCAAUUGAACAAUUGGAGAAGAGG
Molecule: messenger RNA, 156 nt
Organism: Ilex paraguariensis (yerba mate)
Lineage: Eukaryota; Viridiplantae; Streptophyta; Magnoliopsida; Aquifoliales; Aquifoliaceae
Source: the annotation of a GenBank genome assembly